Molecule: messenger RNA, 1858 nt
Organism: Medioppia subpectinata
Lineage: Eukaryota; Metazoa; Arthropoda; Arachnida; Sarcoptiformes; Oppiidae
Source: the annotation of a GenBank genome assembly
AAAAUAUUUUACAAUGUUUUCUUUAAUAUUGUCAUUAUUUGAUACAAUUUGUACGACAUCUGUCAAAUUAAUAUAUUUAUCAUGUAUUAUAUUAAUUACAAUUAAUCUAUUAAGAAGAUUCCGAAAGAAAAUCCUGAUUAGCAGCCAUGGAAAAGCGGUACUCAUAACAGGUUGUGACACCGGGUUUGGGCACCUGUUGGCGCUGAGCCUAAACGAGCGGGGAUUCCGUAUAUUCGCCACUGUUUACGACCCAAACAGCGAUGGCGCCAAAAAACUGGCCACCAGUUGUCGAUUCCCGGACCAAAUGGUUGUCAUUAAAAUGGAUGUCACCGAUGAUAACGACGUGAGACAGGCCUACAGCGCCGUAUCGAGCGAUCUCCAGGAGCACAAGUGCUCGCUGUGGGCAGUGGUCAACAACGCCGGCUAUAUGUUGUCCAGUCUUGUAGAGUGGGGACAAUUGCAAACCUAUGAACGCAUAUUUCAGGUCAACGUGUUUGGUGUGGUUCGGGUCACCCGUAUAUUCUUGCCUCUAAUUAAACAGUCUAAAGGUCGAGUGGUGAACGUGUCGAGUGUGUUGGGCCUAUUCGUGAUGUCAAACCUAUCCGCCUAUUGUAUGACCAAAGCCUCUGUAAUACGCUUUUCGGACACAUUGCGCAAAGAGAUGGCCCGUUUCGGUGUACGGGUGGCCACUAUAAUGCCGGGCGGUUUCUCGUCCACCGGUUUGUUCGCCGGUAUAUUAUCGCUGGUGGACAAGACGUGGGCCGAGACGGACGACACUGUGAAGAGCAGUUACGGACAGAAAUACUUUGACGACUGGAAGAAAGGGAUGCAAAAGGGAUUGGAUUCCGAUAUAAACGGCAAUAACUCUUAUAUUGUGGUCAACGAUAUGGUGGACGCCGUGAUGGACGUCGAGCCCCGCAAUAAUUACCAACCCAUACAGGGGACUUCAUUGACCGUCCCGUUGGCGCUGAUUGGCGGCCACUAUUGGCUUCAGACACACCGUCGGCGACAGCGCUCGCCAACCGAUGGCCCGGUGUUUGGCUUCAGAAGUGCGGCUCUGUUUGGAUACGACGACAAAGACUCGCCGCCGAGGACUGACUCAAUACACGACACGUGUAAACAGGCGUUCAGUUCAGUGGUGGGCGUCGAGCCGUUGCCGAAGCCGUCGUCGACGACAGGCAAACAACAGCCGCGCAAACAGAGCGACGAGAAGUGCCGGAGCUCUGGCUUUAUAGUGAAAGACGAGUCCAUUUUGAACGGCUAUGUGAUUACGACCGCUCGGGCGACGGCGCAGACUCGCGACGUGAACAUCAUCUGCACCGACGGCCAGAGACGGACGGGUAAAGUGGUGUAUAUGGAGGCGCACCUGGACUUAGCGCUCAUCGAAGUGACCGCAACGGGUUCGCCGCUCAGUUCAGCCACCGAUGACGCGGCGAUGGCGGCGCCCAAUGGCAUAGAACUGGUGGACUCGGAUGAGCUGAAGAACGGCCAACAGGUGGUGGCGGUGAGCAGCGAGUCCGGCCAUCACACCAUCAGCGCCGGUGUGAUCAACACAACCAAACGGUUGGGCAAAGAUAUACCCCGACUGCGGGAACCGUUGGACCCGAACACGCAUUACAUCCAACACACGGCUCUGUUCGCCACCGAGAGGUGUGGCGGCGCUCUACUCGAAGGCACCGGCAAAUUGGCCGGCAUUUACUCCUACGUCAGGCCCGACACACAGUUUAAGCUCUUCUAUGCCAUUCCCAGUAAUGUUAUUAGAGAGUUUAUGACACGAGGAAAGCAAUACUUGGAUCUGAUGUCCAAAUUGAAGGCAAAUCCCAAAUUCCUCGACAAUUAUCUCGAAAAAUCCAAAUGA